Molecule: messenger RNA, 2248 nt
Organism: Fusarium odoratissimum NRRL 54006
Lineage: Eukaryota; Fungi; Ascomycota; Sordariomycetes; Hypocreales; Nectriaceae
Exons: 2
Coding region: 827-2167 (446 amino acids)
Source: RefSeq, a predicted model, not a curated record
GGCUCAUAUACAAAUACCGCAUCUGAGUCACAACGAAGAUACUCUACAGUACCUACGCCGUCGGCCAACACUUCCCUUUCCAUCUUUCAGUUUUCCAGACUCUCCAUAAUGUCUACCCCGUCCAAAGAUCAGAAAUGGGAUCGCUAUGAUCUAGAGCAAAGAGGGUUUUACUACAAUGACGACAGCCGUCCCCCAAUGAAACCAUUCCCACGGCAUGUCGAGGCUCUCCGGCAGGCAAUACUUGACUUUACAUGUGAAAAAGACUAUGAUAGGAAACUAAUUGUAAGUGGAGAGACUGUAUUUUACCAAAGUGCUCAUCUGUUUUCCGUAGAUGGUCCAUCUGACUAGCAACAUAGGUUAAAAUCGAAAAUUCGGCUAUGUACUUAUACGAGACGAAAAGUGCCGAGCCGGCUUGGAAAGACUUCUUUCAAGAGAAUUUCUUUCGCCCUCUUCUAGAUGACGUCUCCGUCUCACAAGAAGACUCACGCAGGUCAGUUAAGAAUUCUUUAUCCUAAGAACUUUUAAUAAUAUGCGACCUUUUAGAGUUUCACGAGCUAACUAUUACUAUGACACUGUAAUAUCGUAAGUAGUUUUAUAAAUGAGUAUAAAAGCUUCCGACUAACGAGAAUUUACCAGUGAAUCAGAUGAUCUAUGGGUUACAUUUGACGGAAAGGGCAGCCUUGGUGAUUCACUUCCUGAUUUGUUUUACAACAAGAAACGCCCCCAACCCGAUCGUGCUUUUUAUUUUCCGAUAUACCAUCUGACGGAAGAAUCUCAUGUUCCUAGAAUAGUUGACCGCGAGGCCCUGAAGUGGCACAAAGCAUCAAUGCCAGCCCUUGUGGAGUCGUUCUCAUGGCCCGAUCUGAAAAGGCUUUAUGCCCACGGCUUACGACCAUCUCCCUUCCAUGCUUUCGACAAAAGGAAGCCCCUAGAAAAACACCUGAAGUGCUUUCCAUGGCUCGUUAUUGAGCACAAGAAGAUGCCUGAGACUGGCGAGAAAUUGAAGGAGGUUGCUUACUGCCAAGCGGUCAAUGGUAGCGGAUGCGCCGUCAGGUUGAACCAGAUCGCUGCGAAGUAUACUCCUGAGUUGGCUAGACAGGCACAUGUCCCUCCGAUUCCAGCUGUGACCACAGUUGGGCCUGAAGUCAAGGUCUGGAUAACGUAUUAUAUCAAAGACUUUUUCCCAUAUUUCGACGAUGAAUACGACGAACAGCAGUUCCGCAGACACGAUUCAGCUUAUAUGAUGCGAUGCAUUUGGGAUGGAGAUAUGACUGAACCUGAGGAUAUUGUCAAGUUCCGACUCAUACUCGAAAACAUCCACACCUGGGCAACGCGAGUUUUCAAGCCAUUGAUCACCACAUAUAUUGAUCAAUGGAGGUUUGUUCACUCUCCCUCUAGCCAACAGAGAAUGGAGCUCUCGAGAAGUGCACUUCGAUUUGUUCAGCGCGCUUUGGAUGGACAGCCAGACCCCGAAGAUGAUGAUCUGGAUCAAGAUGCCAAUAUGAGGCUAAUGGAACUCUGCGAUACAUUCGUUCAAGCUGCGCACCAAAUUAUGGACGAGAAGCUUGAGAGGCUACGCCUGAAGAACCUGCAAGAUUCAUCCUUUAAACUUUCGCGCAGAAGGACACGCGCAGCCAGCGAACAACCUCCACAAACCAUGAGCUGCUUGAGUCCUGAUGUUGCACUAUCACCUCCACACACUGAUCCGCGUGGAAGCCCAAGGUUUCGAGCACGAAGCGUUUCACGGCCAUGUACUCCGUCAAGCCCAACUCCUGGCGCGAGGUCCAGAGCACAGCAAGUCGCUUCACCUCUCCAGAUAGCCAUGGCAACCGCGGCAGCCAGGGGGGCCAAGAGACGAGAAAGCGGGAGUAAAUCCCUCGAAUCACCGCCUGAAAUCGUACCUCAACUGACUCUCACACCUGAGGGAGCGGCUGAUUACAAGAUCCUCGAUGACUCGCCUUCAAUUGAAUCGUCAAGCAUCGACACACCAGCUGACGAGAGAUAUGGGGAAAUCUUGAUGCCCGGCGCCUUUCCAUUAGUCACGCCGGCCAAAUCCGUACAGUCUUCUGUUUCUGAUAUCGAUCCCAACGAGGAUGGGGUGGUGUCUAGUCACUUGCAAAACCUAUCAAAGGGCUUCGCCAAUAUGUUCCUGGGACGAACUCCAUAGUGAGAAUGAUGAAGCGAACGGUAGCAGCGGUACAGCUUGCUGGUAGAUAAGUGUACUUUUAUGUAAUUGUUCAAAUUGAUA